AUGUUUAAAAAAUUUUCUAAAGAAGAUAUCCAUUCCCGUUCUAACGUUAAAUCUUCAAUUCAAAGAACUUUAAAAUCUAAAUUAGUAUCCCAAUAUCCUGCCCUUGAGCUUGUUAUUGAUGAAUUAAUUCCAAAAAAGAGUCAUAUAGAAUUGAUUAAAUGUGAAGAUAAAAUUCAGUUAUACAGUGUGGAUGGAGAGGUUUUGUUUUUCCAAAAAUUUGACGAAUUAAUACCAAGUUUAAGACUUGUUCAUAAAUUUCCUGAAGCUUAUCCAACUGUUCAAGUUGAUAGAGGUGCCAUUAAGUUUGUUUUAUCCGGUGCAAACAUCAUGUGUCCUGGGCUAACAUCAGCUGGUGCUAAACUACCAGACAGUCCAGGUUUAGAAAAAGAUACUAUUGUGGUUAUUAACGCUGAGAACAAAGAAAAUGCUCUAGCUAUUGGCAAAUUAUUAAUGAGUACUGAAGAUAUUAAAAAAAUUAACAAAGGUCAUGGGGUUGAAAUGAUUCAUCAUUUGGGUGAUCCACUUUGGACAUUUAGUAUUGAAUGA
Arxiozyma heterogenica is the source of this 546-nucleotide messenger RNA. It is a transcript of the gene TMA20, whose product is annotated as translation machinery-associated protein 20. Lineage: Eukaryota; Fungi; Ascomycota; Saccharomycetes; Saccharomycetales; Saccharomycetaceae. Gene Ontology annotation, molecular function: RNA binding. The transcript is spliced from 2 exons. Bases 1 to 546 code for a protein of 181 amino acids. Gene Ontology annotation, biological process: formation of translation preinitiation complex. The record is from RefSeq and is a predicted model, not a curated record.